Aphanomyces astaci is the source of this 690-nucleotide messenger RNA. RefSeq lists its product as hypothetical. The transcript has 5 exons. The record is from RefSeq and is a predicted model, not a curated record. Bases 1 to 690 code for a protein of 229 amino acids. Lineage: Eukaryota; Oomycota; Saprolegniomycetes; Saprolegniales; Verrucalvaceae.
AUGAAAGAUUUCGUUAGCGGGUACAAACGAAAGUAUGCCCAGCUCAAGGAUACCGGUGAAGUGCCCAUGACAGUUGGAAAGGCACCCCUUUCUGUGGCGGGUUAUCGGUUUUUGGCGGCCGCUGCACUGACAUCCAAAACAGAUUAUGCAUUGCACAUCACACCUCAUUCGUUCUUGGGUGUGUGUUGGAACUUGAUGGCACGAGCUGUUUCAGCGUCCACGCUUCGAUACGAGCAUGUGUCAUGGAAAAACGACGCACUUGAAAUUCAGUACGGUGCAAUGAAGAAUGACCAAGACGGCCAGAUGUCAUUCGCAAGGCAUGUUUUGGGCGUGUUGCUGUUUACUCGUGGCGCCAACCUCUCAAGCUCGCCGUCCCUCUUGUUCGGCUACAAUGCCAAGGAACGUUUCUCAACUUGGCUCCGCAACACGUGUUCCAACUCUGAAAACGACAUCGUGUCGAUGGGCUUGGCCAUUGAGGAUAUUGGCACUCACUUCUUUCGCAAAGGUGUGGCCAAUUCUUUGUCCAACUGUCCUGGGGGCCCACAGGCAGUGUCGAUCUGGCUCCGUGCGGGGUGGAGUUUGGGCAGUGUACAAGGUCAGUACAUUUUCGAGGGUUCAGGGGGAGACCAAUUUGUUGGCCGCGCAGCAACAGGUAAUGCCAAAAUAUUAAUUAUUAGAUUAUGUGAAUAA